Messenger RNA from Mycena indigotica, 879 nucleotides. RefSeq names its product MR-MLE domain-containing protein. The record is from RefSeq and is a predicted model, not a curated record. Lineage: Eukaryota; Fungi; Basidiomycota; Agaricomycetes; Agaricales; Mycenaceae. The transcript has 6 exons. Bases 1 to 879 code for a protein of 292 amino acids.
AUGUUGUGGGGGGAGGCAAGAGACGACACUCGGACGGGUGUCGCGGCCCGCCAUAGGCGGCCCGCACGUGGCCCCCGCGAAGCUUCUUUCCUUCGCCGCCACAUACAAGGCGUCCGCUGGUCCCAAAACAACUCGCUCGCCUCGAGUUUAACCACUGGCCAUUCCUGUUAUCACUGGGUUCGACAUUCACGGUACUCCCCCUUUUUUGUUGUUCCGCCCGCUGACCCUGGCGACAGACGUGCGCUUCCCGACGUCGCUCGCGGGCGACGGCACGGACGCGAUGAACACGGACUGCGACUACUCCUCGGCAUAUGUCACGCUCCUCACCGACUCCGCCCUGGUGGGCCAUGGGAUGACGUUCACCAUCGGUCGCGGGAACGACAUCGUGUGUGCUGCGAUUGGCGCGGUCGCGCAGCCUGCCUGGUGGGCAAGGAGAGCGAGGAGUUAUUCAAGGAUAUGGGGAACACAUGGGAAUACAUAAUGGCGGACCCGCAGCUGCGCUGGAUGGGCCCAGAGGAGGGUGUGAUUCAUAUUGCGUCGGGCGCUCGCGCUGUGGGACGUAGCUCGUUAGCGCGGCUGCGUGUGGCGGACGCCAUUACCAAGGAGGAGGCGCUCGCGAGGCUCGAAGCGGGAUACACCGACGAGAAAGUUAUGAAGGUCGGGGCCGACCCAGCUGACGACCUUCGCCGCGGAAAACUCAUCCGCUCGCUCAUCGACAACCCCACGCCGCUGCCUCCAAACCACGCGCCGUCACCGCCAGAGAGCAUCGCUGGGAAGAAUGCUGGGCCGACCGGCGCGGUGCUCAUAAUCGACGCGAACCAGAUCUGGGACCUGGACCGCAACGUGCUGAGUACACCACGAGCACUUUGCCAAUCUUAA